GUACACUUCUCAACAAGUUGAUAAGAAUUGUGCUUUGAAGAUUGAGAAUAAAGAUGAGUCACUUAAUACUGGUUUAAUUGAAGAUACUAUUGAUAUUCUAUUAAUAGUCUUAAAAGAGCUUAUUCCAACUGAUAGAUAUAAUAACAUUGUUAAGAUCUGGGAACUUGAACCUUCUGUUAAUACCUUACAAACUGAAACCUUUUUAGAAAUGCCUUAUAAAAUGGUUAAUAUUCCUUAUGAACAUGUUUAUAAUUCCUUAAAUCAACAAAAAGAAUAUGCAAUAGCUAAUAGACUUUCGAAAAAAAAAUUACCACGAAGAAACUCUAAAACUUUGUUAGCUAAAUCUUACAAUAUACCGGGCAGCUCUGAUGAAUCUGAUAGCUUUGAUAGUUCUGACUCAAAUUAUGAUAAUGAUGAAUUAGAUUCUCAAGAUAUUGAGAAUAUAAAUCCAUCUUUAAUUAGAAUCCUAUUGUUCAUGCAAGAAAAG
This is a messenger RNA of Racocetra persica, 487 nucleotides long. NCBI's taxonomy places the organism in Eukaryota, Fungi, Glomeromycota, Glomeromycetes, Diversisporales, Gigasporaceae. The record is from the annotation of a GenBank genome assembly.